AUGAACAGCCGUGUGGGGGCUGGCAAAGGAAGCUCGUUUGCAUAUUAUGUUGCACAACACGCUGAAGACGAGGAUUACCUGUACCUCAAGCAUAAACCUACACAUCGUCCAAGUCCUCCCAGACAUGCUCAAACUCCUGAGAUCGCCUCAUCGGCACUGCAAGAUUGGGGAGAUGCGAUCUCCACUGUACCGCUGCAGCAGGAGCCCCGAAUGCUGCUCCAGCUGGAAACCGAGGAGGAAAUCACCCCCCGCCACCCAUUCUCGCCUCCUCCCCGAACGUGUCACUGGAACAGAGAUCUCUCUUUAUGCCUCUCCUAUUGGACCUUGCGGCCCCCCCGCGGCUAUUGCACGCCCCGAUCUCCCGCUGUCAGACGUCGCCACCUCCCACCCGUGCCGCCGCCCGUGCUGGCCCCUGGCCUCACCCCGCGCCAGGAGGGAAGGCAGGUGAGGGCGGCCGCCCGCCCGCGCGCCCGCGCGGCGUUGCGCAUGCGCAGAGCGCUCCCAGGCAUGCUCACUGCCGGGGGCGGGGGGAGCGGGACGCGGUGUGGCGGCGCUGCCCGGCUGCCCCCGGCUGCCCUCGGCUCCCCUCGGCUCCCCGCGCCUCCCCGCGCUCGACUGCCCUCGGCUCGCACCAUGCGGCGGCGGGCGGCCGCCUGCCUCCGGGCGCUCUGCCUCCUGCUCCACCUCCGCGCCGCAGGUGAGCGGGGGCGGCCGCGGCCGGACGGCGGGGCGGGCGGGACGGCGGUAGAGACCGGCGGCAGGUGCCCGGCGCCGCACCUGUUGUGGCGGGAGGCGGUGGCUGCCCGGGUCCGGCUGCGGGCGCCCGGGUCCGGAGCCCGCCAGCCCCGGAGGCGGCGGGAGCGUCCGUCAGCACCGCGGACAGCGGCGGCCCCGGGCGGGCGAGCCCCGCGCUGCGCACCCCGCGGAGCGGCCGCGCUUCCGCCCCGGAUCGCGAGGACCUGGCCGGGGGCUACGAUACUGGUGAGGAGGCGUCGCUACUUGUAUGUGCUCGUGGCAGCAGUGGUUUUAGAAAGGGAAAUUUCAGCUGCGACAGCAGCAGGCAUUUCGGCUGUUAGCGGUGCUAAUAAAUCCUCUCUCUGCUUUGCUGGCAAAACGUGUGCCUCAUUCAGAAAUGCAGUGAGCGAUGAGCGCCCUAGCUGCUUUUCCGGAGACAGUGAUCACUUUUUGGCAAUUCAUCAGCGAAAGAGUGGAAAACCUGUGUUUAUUUAUCACCAUGUGGAGAGUGUGGAGAAAAGUUUGGAUACAGACAGCUAUAAGGAUUCCAAACAAAAUUUCCGUUCUUCUUCCCACACCAAAAUAAGCAAGUUGCACCCUGCAAUAAUUGUUAAAUCAGCCUUCCCCAGGUCUGUUUAUGAUCCAUCCCUCAACCUCUUAGCAAUGACUGGUCAAGAUUUGGAAGUGGAGAAUCUCCCCAUUCCUACAACGAAUGUGAUUAUUGUGACACUGCAAAUGGAUGUAAACAAGCUGAAUAUCACAUUGCUUCGGAUAUUUCGCCAAGGAGUGGCAGCAGCACUGGGACUGUUACCUCAGCAAGUUCAUAUCAACAGACUCAUUGGGAAGAAGAACUGUGUGGAACUGUUUGUGUCCCCACUGAACACAAAGCCAGGAAUUUCUGAGGCGCUCCCAUCUGAAGAAGUGCUGCGUUCCCUUAAUAUCAACAUUUUGCAUCAGAGUUUAUCCCAGUUUGGAAUAACAGAAGUCUCCCCUGAGAAAAAUGUUUUGCAAGGUCAGCACGAAGCAGACAAAAUCUGGAGCAAAGAAGGAUUUUAUGCAGUUGUCAUAUUUCUCAGCAUCUUUGUCAUUCUAGUGACUUGUUUAAUGGUUCUGUACAGAUUAAAGGAGAAGAUCCAGUUGUCACUAAGGCAGGAGAAGGAAAAGAAGCAGGAGAUCCACCUCUCACCCCUUCCCCUGCAGACAUCUCAGACUGAGUAUAAGACCACCAACAGCAUGGUCCAGCCUCAACAGGCUCCAAAGGUUAUCAAUGUUGUAGUGGACCCUCAAGGCCAGUGUGUUCCUGAGCUCAAACCUCCCGUGUGUGCCAGCCCAUCUCCUUUCAGAAUGAAACCUGUGGGACUCCAGGAAAGACGAGGAUCCAACGUCUCACUGACUUUGGAUAUGAGCAGCUUGGGAAGUGUUGAACCUUUCGUCACUGUGCCAACCCCACGAGAAAAAGUGGCCAUGGAAUACCUGCAGUCAGCUGGCCGCGUCCUGACACGGCAGCAGCUCCGAGACGCAGUGGCAUGUUCUCAUUUACUUCAGACAGAAUUCAUGGAAAUACCAAUGAAUUUUGUGGAUCCCAAAGAAAUUGACAUUCCGAGUCAUGGAACCAAAAACCGCUAUAAAACAAUUUUGCCAAAUCCUCUAAGCAGAGUGUAUUUGAAACCAAAAAAUCCAUCUGACUCCUUGAGUACCUACAUAAAUGCUAACUACAUUAGGGGCUAUGGAGGUAAAGAGAAGGCUUUCAUUGCAACUCAGGGACCCAUGAUUAAUACCGUGAAUGAUUUCUGGCAGAUGGUUUGGCAAGAAGACAGCCCUGUCAUUGUUAUGAUCACAAAGCUGAAAGAAAAAAAUGAGAAAUGUGUGCUUUAUUGGCCAGAGAAAAGAGGAAUCUAUGGGAAGGUUGAAGUCCUUGUUAACAGUGUGCAAGAAUGCAAAAACUACACUGUCCGUCAGCUUACAAUAAAGCAAGGGAGUCAGUCCCGCAGUGUGAAGCACUACUGGUACACGUCCUGGCCGGACCACAAAACCCCCGACAGCGCCCAGCCCCUGCUGCAGCUCAUGCUGGACGUGGAAGAGGACAGGCUGGAAUCACUGGGCAGAGGGCCUGUCGUUGUGCACUGCAGUGCUGGUAUAGGAAGGACUGGAUGUUUUAUUGCCACAGCCAUUGGUUGCCAGCAGUUAAAGGAAGAGGGAGUUGUAGAUGCAUUGAGCAUUGUCUGCCAGCUACGAGUGGACCGGGGUGGAAUGGUUCAGACCAGCGAGCAGUAUGAAUUUGUACACCAUGCACUGAGUCUGUAUGAAAGCAGACUUUCUGCAGAAGCUGUCCAGUGAAGCCGAGGAGGGUAAAACCAAAUGUCAGUCUCUUGAGGUAAUUCGUUUCAUUACCUACCAGCAGCUUCUUCAAGGAGUUUACUGCAGUGGGAAAGGCAGCUUUGAGGCCAACUUCUGAAAGGAUUAUGGACGGUUUGGCAAAAGCACAGAGAUUGCUGGACCCUCACUAUGUAUGAAUGUAUUGCGAGCUUCCCAAAAAUGAUUUAUAAAGAAGGUACUGUACUGAAA
Molecule: messenger RNA, 3300 nt
Organism: Serinus canaria (Common canary)
Lineage: Eukaryota; Metazoa; Chordata; Aves; Passeriformes; Fringillidae
Gene: PTPRR
Product: protein tyrosine phosphatase receptor type R
Exons: 16
Coding region: 1-3072 (1023 amino acids)
Biological process (GO): protein dephosphorylation
Molecular function (GO): protein tyrosine phosphatase activity
Source: RefSeq, a predicted model, not a curated record